Molecule: messenger RNA, 1889 nt
Organism: Camelus dromedarius (Arabian camel)
Lineage: Eukaryota; Metazoa; Chordata; Mammalia; Artiodactyla; Camelidae
Product: ribonuclease inhibitor
Exons: 12
Coding region: 335-1582 (415 amino acids)
Molecular function (GO): protein binding; GTPase activator activity
Source: RefSeq, a predicted model, not a curated record
CCGCAGCGAGGACACCUGGAGUUUUCCAGGUCCAAGGCCGAGUCCCUACGAACCUUGGAACAUGAUCCUUCCUGCCGUCAUCCCCACCCCUCCUCCUCCUCCAGCCCCCGACUCUUCUCCCUCCGGCUCCACCUCCGCCCUUCGCUGCGACCGCCCCUGGUAGCCGUCUCCAUAGCGCGCACCCGACGCGGGAAGCUGGCCCGGCGAGGGACGCGCGGAGACAGUGCGCCGGACCCCUGUCUCCUUCCGGCUUCACUGGAAUGCUCCACCAGGCUUGGAUUCAACAAGGAGAGCCACUUCUAAUAAUCCAAGUGUAAUCUAACACUAUGAAACGAUGCCAAGAGAAAAGGAAGGAAAUCGAAAAACUAAAGGAGCACCCCUGCCCAUCGUUACAACUCUUCAAAAGUUCCUGAAAACAUAUGAGAAGCAUUGUGCCCAGACUCAGACGUCCGUGUGUCCGGCCAUCAAAAGGGACUUGAAAACCAGUAUCAACAACGAGCAGAUUCUCAGCAAGUUUGUACUUGUAAGACCUGAUGAUUCCCCACCAAGCAUCCUACCAGUUUCCUUGGAACCUCUGCUCAUGACCGUGCAGGAUGAGUGUUACAUGCUGGGGAGAGAGAUCUCCAUCUGGGGCCUUCAACUGAGCAACCCAGAGGUGGCCAGACUCGCUUCGCUUCUGGAAUCGAAGGGGCGCGCCUGCCCAUUUACCACCCUCAAACUCAUGGAUUGCAGGAUGGAUGCGUGGUCUCUGGGGAGACUUGGGACAGCUCUGCAGUUCAGCAGUUUGCGUUCUCUCGUCCUCGAUUACUGCAAAUUUGGAAAUGAAGAAAUUGAGAGUAUUUUCUCAGGCCUGGAGAACAACCAGAGGCUUCGAGACCUCAGCCUGCGCUUCUGUGGCCUGGGGCCGCAGAGUGGGCCAAGGCUGGGCUCUGCCAUGUGCCAGAGUGCGGUCCGUGAGCUGCACCUGGAUGGCAAUUACCUGCAAUGUUCUGGAGCUCUGGGGCUCCUCAGGCCCAUAGCGGAGUAUGUAGACAUGCAGGGGAAGGACCAGCCAGCCACUGCCCCACCAGACACCAGGAAUCCCCCUCAGCCGUUCCAAGCCAGACAGAGAGCAAGUUCAGCUUUGAACCAGAUAAGAAAGCCAUCUGGAGCUGUAACAGUGAAAACCACUUCUGGGAAGAAAAAGAGAAAAAAAGGAAUCAAGAAAAAAAUUAAAGAUUUGACUGAAGCUGGUCCUUGGUUAGUGAAGUUGUAUUUAGCAGAUAACGGCAUAGAUGGAAAAGGAAAAGAGGAAGAAAAUAGCUUGUUGGAAUUCACUCAAAUUUUAACACGCCUGAUCAGAUACUCCACCCACUUACGAGAGCUUGACCUUGGAAACAAUGUCCUGGGAGAAGCGGCGGCUGCUGACAUACUUGAAGCACUGAGAGCCAGAAAGACAGGUAAACUGCCAGUCUUAAAAAUUACAGUCACUCCCCAGAUCUCUUCAGACACCUUCAGAUCUAUUUGGGAAAACAGCAAGAAAUCUAGUAUUACUCGUAAAAAGAAGAAAAAAAGUAUGCUGUUAGAUACCUGUGCUGGCUAAAAACUGAAUAUGGAUGCCAUAUCUCCAUAUGGAUUCUAUCUACUUCCAUGGCCAGCCAGACAUGCCUGGAAAGAUAUUCAUUGUUCUAUGAUAAUACUUUUCACUGUAACCAAGCCCCUUUCAAGUUCUAAAAUUUGAUUAAGACUAUUUUAUGAAAGUUCAAAGUACUACUAGUCCUAUCAGGCUUGUCAUUUUCUAAAAUGUGGAUUUCACAAGUAGGCCUUAGUAAAAAUCAGUGGGGUCCUUCUCUGGGGCUUCUUCUCUUGUGCAUGUGAAAUUUUUAAUUUGAAAAAAGUCAUGAUCUUUA